GCAAAGUUCCGUGUGCAGCUUUCGGAACGCCGGACUGUUUCUUCCUUGCUUUUACCAUUUUCGUUAUCGUUCCUAGGGUGGAAGGGAAAGGCGUAGGAGCGCUGCGCUCGCUUACGGAUGCCCGUUCAUCGUUAGGUCGGAAACUACUUGGAUGGUGCUGGUGCUGAUGAUGAAGGCCACUCUCAGCGUUAGUGAAUGUGGACACCAGUGGUGUUAAUUGAAUUUAGCUUGUGAGACGGAGGUUUUUGGAUGAGCGCAUUGCGACGUUGUGCGUCCUCCGGUCCGCAUGUCGCACAGUCCGCCUGGCUACAUGGAUGGGGUCCCGGUGAAGAUAUCGGAACGGUUCAAACCGCCACCAAAAAUAGUGCUCCCGCAGGGAGUUGUUAACCGUCUCAGCCAGUAUGACGUUGACCAGGUGCUGCGUGAGUCAUGCUACGGUUGCGAGCUGGAAGACACAGUACUUAAACGCAUGACCGAAUGGCGAGCGAUUACGGAGCGCGAACGGAGCGAGCGAAGUAGUCGCCUGCGGGUGCAGGAACAGAACCGGUUGCGACACAUCGAGGACGAACAGAACCGGAAGUUACAUCAAAUAUCUUACCCCAACACGGAUGAACUGUCGAGCGCUAGUGACGACAAUGGCGAUGCCGAUGUUCCUUGUCGGCGGUCUGUGCGUCCCGCCGACAGAGCAACGGAUGACGACGACGAGGAGGAAGAGGAGGAAGAGAACGAUGAAUCGGCCCCAUCCGGCUCGUCGGACGAACGCGCGGCCAAUGCAAAACCGUUCGACCGUAGGAGCCAGUUCAGCUCGAUCCUGGUACCGACUGUGAUACGAGAGGUAGCACCGAGUGCUGCCCAGACUCAAGCUUAUUCUGCGGCUCCCGUGGGCGCCAACAUCACCAUUCCAAAGACGGCCCAGAUUGGCACCGAGCUGAACACAGCACCAAUCGCUACCUUCGGAAACAACAACAAUAACAAUAACAAUAAUUAUAACAAAAUCAAUUACUCGGACUUUGAGAACGAUACGUCCAGUCCGUUCGAUAAUAUGGAGCUGCGUACGAUAAACGAUUUGGAUAUUUUGGCACAAGUGUUGAAGCUCAAUACGAACCUCACUAGUCCGACGGUAGAGACCGAGCAUCAGCAGACGAAAGAGGCCGAAACGGCGGAGAUUUCGCAGCAGCCACCUCAGCAACAACAGCCCCAACAACAACCGCAGCAACAGCUACAGCAGCAGCAACAGCAGCAACAGCAACAGCAGCAGCAACAGCAGCAACAUGUUGCUGUACAUUCGAACGAUCAGUACACUACGCCCUUCACGACGAAUCAGCAGUAUUCGAUGCCCCAGCCUGGCUACCCUCUCAACCAAUAUCAAUUUACUCAAACGUCCGUCACCGUGAGCGGUGCUAAUGAUUACCUUGGAACGUCCUACUCGAAUUAUCAUCAGCAGUACUCUGCGAACUACGCUGCUCCGUACGAUUCAGCAGCGAUGGCCACCCCGGUAUACUCCUCCGGGACCGCGGCUGACAAUCGCUAUGGGAUGAACGCUUACACGAGCCCUACACCGCCGUACCAUGUGCCUGUUAGUCAAAGCCAUCAACCAGAAUACAGACCAGCGGCGGCUCAGAGCUACGCCUACGGUUACCACUACCCGUGCUCGAUCGUUCCGUCGACCUCGAUGACUGGUGGCUCGACGGGAAAUACGUACGCCACUAACUAUGGCUAUAGUACGGCCACGAAUACGACGUCCACCGCCGGAACGGUACCUUACAUGGGGCCGACUUAUCACGGGUAUCAAUCGUCGUCGUCCUCUUCCGGCUGUACACCGACAAAUCCCUCUGUGUAUAGCACCAACGUCGCCGAUGUGAACGGUGGCGAAGCGUCCGGUGCGGUCGGGCUCCGAUCGAAGUCUCGCAGCGUCCCCGACAUCCUUCGCCAGCUAAACGAAGAAAUACAGGAUUCGGCAACGCGCCGGACACGCAACAAUAGUCAAACGAUAAGCGAUGGUCGGUCCGCUACCACCGGUUCUGAAAAUUCUGUGAGUGGCGAAAAACGAAUCGACUACACACAAUACAAUCAACUGUCGCACGCGGAACAGAAUCUUGUGAAACGUAUCAGCUCCAUGGGUUUUCCGUUGGAGCGCGUAGUUUGGGUUCUGCAAAGGAUUGGAAACGAUGACAAAAAGGUCAUCGAACACCUUAUCCCAUUGAGUGAGCUGCUAGACGUUGGUUUCGAGGAGCAGAAAAUCUCCGACGCUCUCCUAAAGUUCGACAACAAUAAGCAUAAGGCAUUGGACUAUCUCAUUUCAUAGACUUUUGCCGCGCCGCGUUUUCCGUUUUUUGCCGUUAUUUUGCAGGAGAACCGGAGAGCGUAUUUAUAGCAUAGACAUACAGAACGAGCCUCGUAAGUGCUGUGCAAGAGCGAUCGGAAAGCUGUCGCUUAUUCCUCUCGAUCGAGUGGCAACGACUACUACAGGGAUCGCAAACUAUGUCUCGCAAUGUUGUCAACAAAUAAAUUGCCGAAGCAGAAAGUAUGUGAACUCGUGAGAGGCGCUUUUCCUAUUCUACUGCCUCGUGCUCUGUAUUUCAAUAGUUUUGUUGGUUUUGGAAUUUAUGUAGAAAUAGGCUUUCGUUACACUAACUUGAAGGAUACCUUACGGCUUAUGCUUUCCUAGCGAAACCUUAUGAUUCGUUGAUGAUAUUUGUUCCGGAUGGACCCUCGACACUCGACACAAGGCGUGUAGUAUUUAUUUU
Messenger RNA from Anopheles cruzii, 2747 nucleotides. RefSeq names its product putative mediator of RNA polymerase II transcription subunit 26. Gene Ontology annotation, cellular component: ESCRT I complex. The record is from RefSeq and is a predicted model, not a curated record. The transcript is spliced from 3 exons. Gene Ontology annotation, biological process: ubiquitin-dependent protein catabolic process via the multivesicular body sorting pathway. The coding region runs from base 287 to 2305 and encodes 672 amino acids. Gene Ontology annotation, molecular function: ubiquitin binding. Lineage: Eukaryota; Metazoa; Arthropoda; Insecta; Diptera; Culicidae.